Pectinophora gossypiella (pink bollworm) is the source of this 918-nucleotide messenger RNA. RefSeq lists its product as uncharacterized. Gene Ontology annotation, cellular component: mitochondrion. Lineage: Eukaryota; Metazoa; Arthropoda; Insecta; Lepidoptera; Gelechiidae. The transcript has 4 exons. The coding region runs from base 180 to 839 and encodes 219 amino acids. The record is from RefSeq and is a predicted model, not a curated record. Gene Ontology annotation, biological process: mitochondrial respiratory chain complex I assembly.
CAGCAUUUGUCAUCAUUAUAAAUGUCAAGUUUUGUCAACAUGUGAACUGUUAAAAUCUGAAAAGUUAUAUGAUUAUUCUAAUGAAUCGUUUUUCUAUGAAGACUCUUAAAUAAAUACCUCUUAUAGCACAAGCAUAGCGUAUAUUCUUCAUAAAAUAAGUGAAAAAAACUUUGUAAGUCAUGGCGUUAAUGAGAUCCUCGAAAGAAGUUCCCGAGGACGCGGUCAUCCUGGAUGAGCUGGAAGCCACCAGUUAUAUGUGGGAUCUGGUCACCGACUGGGCAAAUCCUAAAGACACGUGGGCUCUCCGGUAUGCUCCAGGUGUCCUCGGUGGCAUCAGUGCAGUGUCUGGUUUAUUGAUCAAUAAUCAUUACAGAACAAAACUCAAACUUGGCACAUAUGGCUACAUGUCUUCAGUAAUACCUAUAUCUGUCAUGCCAGCAUUAAUGACGGCACUCUUUCAUAGACAUGUAAUAUCUACUGGAAUGUUACUUAUGAAAAAUGAAGCCUGCCCAAUAUGCUAUGAAGUAAAAUCAGCGGCUAUUCAACUUGCACUUGGUGUUGGUUAUCCCUUGGUGCUGGGGCCGGCUUCAGCUCUUAUGUUUGCUUCCAGGUACGGCACAUACAGAGUACCAAACUUAGCAGAAGGCCCAAAAGUAAUGUUCCAAUUUUUAAGAAAAAUGACGAAGCCUUUGAGCGGGACACUCGCAUUUCUAACCGUUACUCAUUUUGUUGCGUCUUCAGUGCUAACUUACUUUGAAAUGAGGAAUAACUUUGCUGUGAGACGAAAAAUGAUAGAAAUAGAGAAUCGAAUUAUAGCCGAACAGGGCGAAGAAAAUUGAAUGUGCUUUAUUUGUUAUAUAUUGUAUACUGUGUAGAUAUCAUUAGAAGGCUAAAUUAAUAGGAAUACGUAGAAAAGUA